AUGGCUGUCCCCGGUCUCGUUUUUACACUUGUGGCGUUCAUUUUACUCGUCAUCGCUUCGGCGACGCCCCCGACGUCGAACGUCUCCUCGUUCCUCGACGUGGGCGGAGACCUCCACUUCGGAGUGUUUGGGUACACCGGCUCCCCCAAGACCGUCGGGUGGCACUUUCCCGCCGCAGUGGCAGACGACUACCUCAACCAAGACGUCUUCCAUGACCUCACUCACGCCCUCGUUCUCGUACCCGUCUGUGCGAGUCUGGCCGGCGCCGCCUUCCUCAUCAACCUGUUAGGCGCGACAUGCGCCGGUUGGGUGGCCACCGCGUUCGCGUCGAUCUUGUCCACGAUCGCCUUUGCCAUCCUCGAGAUUGCCUUCAUCCUCGAGAUGGUCCUUUUUGGCCUUGCGCGAAGCCACUUGCGCGAGCGCGGCGUGGACGCCACGCUGGGGAACGCCAACUGGAUUGUGCUUUCGGCGGGGCUCAUUCUCGGCUUUUCUGUAACCCUCGGCUGGCUUGCCACUUGCUGCCAGGGAGUGCGGCGAGAGAUCAACCGUGGUGACCGGUGGUAG
This is a messenger RNA of Epithele typhae, 564 nucleotides long. RefSeq names its product pali-domain-containing protein. The transcript is spliced from 4 exons. Gene Ontology annotation, cellular component: growing cell tip; cell division site; plasma membrane. The coding region runs from base 1 to 564 and encodes 187 amino acids. NCBI's taxonomy places the organism in Eukaryota, Fungi, Basidiomycota, Agaricomycetes, Polyporales, Epitheliaceae. The record is from RefSeq and is a predicted model, not a curated record.